AUGCCUAUUUUAUCUGUCUCUGUUAAUGUCACGCUGUCUGCUGAAAAAAAUACUGAACUUCUUAAAGAGCUAUCAAAUGUCGUGGGAAAAUUACUCGGAAAGCCCGAAAAGUAUAUGUGCAUUCAUAUUAACACCGACCAGUCAAUAUCCUUUGCUGGAACCACUCAGCCAGCUGGAUUCGCUAUCUUGAAGUCGAUUGGUGGAGUUGGGACCUCAAAACAGAACAACGCUAUAUCAAACAAACUUUUCCCUUUAUUCAAGGAGUAUCUCGGAAUUCCAAGUGAUCGGUUCUACAUCGAAUUUGUCAACAUUGGUGCGGCCGACAUCGCUUUCGAUGGACAGACAUUCGCUUGA
Caenorhabditis remanei is the source of this 354-nucleotide messenger RNA. RefSeq lists its product as uncharacterized. Bases 1 to 354 code for a protein of 117 amino acids. The transcript is spliced from 3 exons. Gene Ontology annotation, molecular function: cytokine activity; phenylpyruvate tautomerase activity. The record is from RefSeq and is a predicted model, not a curated record. Lineage: Eukaryota; Metazoa; Nematoda; Chromadorea; Rhabditida; Rhabditidae.